ACCAUUGAAGCGAAUACACACGUUCGCUGGAAGAGACAACUUUAACCAUAGAAUUAUAACGCGAAGCUCUUCGUAUAAAAAUUCAUAGUAAAAAUAUAUUUUUUUGUGUAUCUCGUUACGUACGUGUUUCCGUACCACGGAUUAUUUGUGUUAAAUGGUGGUGUUUUAAAUGCUUUGACAAUAUAGUGAUUUGUUUGGUGUGACGUGAGAAAAAAAACCAACAAAAAGCAAAUCGAAAAUAUUAAAACGUGAAUUACCAUCCAUUGAGAUAAUUGGUGUGGUCGAUUUAGUGGACAUUACUCAUACCAAUGUGUCAUUCAGAAAGGAAAAUUAUGUGUAAAAUAAGUGAUCCUAUGUGACAAUUAAUGGUAUAAAUAAUAACAACAAGUGGUGUGCUACACAGUACACAGCAAUUUAAUAAAAAUAACAAAUAAAUAUUAAAAAAAAUCGCGUGUAAUGAAUUCAAACGAAAAGAACAUUGGUCCGCUAUAAAGUUAAUAAACACUAGCAAAUUUCAGCAUCAAUCCGAAAACACUUAAACAACCAUUUUACCGCCGAUGCUAUAAUCACAAAAUAGUAUUGCAUUAUACACCAACGAGUUUAAACAUCGCAACAUGAGGCGAAGAACAGGUCUCUCGUAUUUAUUUAAAAUGGUCAGUAGGACAAACAUUGAGCUAAAUAUUGUGCUAAUCGCAAUUGUGCUAGUGUUCAAUAUUGAUUCGGUGUGUCCGAGUGAUGUAAAUAAAAAUCUGUCAACCACACCCAUACCGCCGAAUAUUCAUUAUACAACCGAAAUCGUGAAUCGGAAUUCCAGUGUGCAAAAUAGUAUCGGCGAAAAUGAUACGCUAUUAUUUUCGACAGACAAUGAAUUAUGGGACGGAUUGAUAAAAGAUUGUUUGCGGAAGCCGUCUUUCGCGUGUUUCCAAAAGAAUGUCCAUAGCUACCUCAACAGUGCUUUAGAUUUAGAAGAUGUCAAUGUGACCAGCAGCUUUAAAUUUUUGAAAAAUAAGGUCGACCUUUACAAAUACACCAAAGAGGCUAAUGACCACUUCAUGAAAGAAAACGAGAUACCGGAUGAAGAAGCAAGAUCAGCAACACCAAUCGAAGAGGUGACUGACGCCUUAUCAGGAAAGGGCGUUCAAUUUCUGAUGACACAUGACAUCGAACUUAACAUGCCCAGCAUUUUAUUCGACAGUUCAACACUUCGAAUCUCUCCACGAUCCUUCGAAGGAAAUGGAGCUUUAGUAAAGAUAGAACUAAUACCCAACGAAGCACGUAGUGUUAAAGCGACCGGUAGAAUUUUCUUAAAGAAAAUAAAAAAAUUCUUCCGAAACAAGCUUCUGUUAUCGUUUUUGGCCAUCGUUUUAGUGAUAAAAUUAAUUAAAAUAAAAGUUUUAUGGAUUUUACCGUUGAUCGUUGGUGUAACAACAGCCAAAAAAUUGGUUUUGAAAUUUGUGCUAUUUCUGUUCCCAGCGCUCGCAAACAUAUUCAAAUUAUGUUCGUAUUAUCAUAAAAACUAUCAUGACACUAAAUUUCAUCACCAUCAGCAUCACAUCAGUCACCUACAUACGGUGGUGCCACCUUGGUACAAUGAACCACAUCACGAUCAUCAUCAUGACCAUCAUGACCACCACGGCCCGGAAUUGAUUUACACAAGUCCACCGAAAGGUCAUCCGUCCGAAUAUUUACAUGGGACAUCAAUAAACACAAAUUAUGGACAUGACUGGGAACCGUCCGGUCCAGGCCUAGGGUCAGAGUAUAUUAGUGAUGUUCAUAGAAAUGCACAAGUUCAUACCUUUAAGCCCAAAUUAGAUGAUGUAAAUGAAAUAAAUUCGUGGGGUCUAGGUACAACAAUGCCAUCUUCUGCUAGUCAUAGCAACAAUAAUAAUCCUUUAAUAAGGGAUGCACCGAUGCGGACUUACAAAGCCGAUCAAAUUGGUCAGUACAAUAGUCCAGUAUACACCCCGGUAAAAGUAGCGCCGAAGAAUGCUCCAGUGCAGUACAACGCAAUUCAAAUUGAUAAGUUGGCGCAUGAAGCACAGAGACUACAAGCACAACAAAAAGAAGCAAUGAGAAUUCAAGCCGAACAGAAGUUAGUGGCUCAACAACAGAAAAUACUGCAACAACAACCAUUCGUUCAGGACACUACUAGUAGUGUCUCCGCUUAUGUGGAUCCAUUUUACUCUCCGAUUUUGGCUAAGAUCGACAAAAUUUUCUUACAAUUAAAUAUAAUUGAGGAGCCAUGCAGAGAACGACUUGUCUGCAGUAUGUACAAGAAUCCAGCCAAAUAUAGUCCGCACAGCAAUUUCAUAUCGGCUGAAUUGAGUCGCGACACAUCUGAACUACGACGUCCGGAUUCCACAAAUCCAGCGGUCAUUCGCUUUUAUCGAUACGUUCAAGCAGCUAGAGAUGGCCAAGACCAGAAGGAUUGCCAGGAAUUUUUCAAAUUGUGUCAGAUUCGAAUGGAGUAAAUGGAGCAUUAGUUAACACGUUUACCAGAGAGUGGAUAACAGAUGGUGUCCCCUGCGGGCGGAAAUAACGCCAUGUGUUAUCAUCUCUCUGCAAGUUUAUGUAUUGUAGUUGUUAAGAGAGAUAUAGUGUGCGAAAGAGAGAAAGAUAAAGGGCGCGAGAGAGGAAGAAAUUUAAUUUAUUUAAUUUAUUUUGCAUUGGAAUGUGUAUGAUGUAUGUGAACGGUUGACUUUAUUUAUUUAUUUAUUUUAUUUUUUAAAGAAAUUUUGUUUAUUGAACAAUUUAAACAUAGAAAUGUAGUUUCAGAGUCAUUGAUCAAUAAAAUAAUUGUAAUGGG
Molecule: messenger RNA, 2806 nt
Organism: Bradysia coprophila
Lineage: Eukaryota; Metazoa; Arthropoda; Insecta; Diptera; Sciaridae
Gene: Osi17
Product: DUF1676 domain-containing protein Osi17
Cellular component (GO): membrane
Source: RefSeq, a predicted model, not a curated record